UUCUUUUUUUUUUAUUAUUAUUAUUUAUUAUUGACCUUUCAAACUAUAUCAUCAUGGCUUCACGACGACCUCCUGCUACUGUACCUUGUAAAUAUAAAACAGGAAAGAUUCUUGGUAAUGGAACUUACGCUACUGUCAAAGAGGCUAUGCAUAUUGAAACCAACAAGUUUUAUGCUGUCAAAAUUAUUAAUAAGAAACUCAUGGAAGGACGUGAACAUAUGAUCCGUAAUGAAAUCAACAUUAUGCGAAAAGUAUCUCAAGGUCACAAAAAUAUCUUGAGUUUGGUGGAUUAUUUCGAAACUCUCAAUAAUUUAUACUUGGUAAUGGAUUUGGCUCAAGGUGGAGAACUUUUUGAUCGUAUCUGUCAAAAAGGAAACUAUUUUGAACGUGAUGCUGCCAAUAUUGUCCGUACUAUUUGUGAUGCUGUAGCUUAUUUGCAUGAUAAUGGUAUUGUGCAUCGAGAUUUAAAGCCUGAAAAUUUGAUCUUCCGUACUGCUGAUGAAGACUCUGACUUAUUGAUUGCCGACUUUGGUUUAUCUCGUAUCAUUGACAGUGAAAAGUUUGAUGUAUUAAGAACUACCUGUGGUACUCCUGGUUAUAUGGCACCUGAAAUCUUUAAGAAAGUAGGACAUGGUAAACCUGUUGAUGUAUGGGCUAUUGGUGUGAUUUGCUAUUUCCUCCUUUGUGGUUAUACUCCCUUCGAAAGAGACAGCAAUGUAGAUGAAAUGAAUGCCAUUAUUCGUGCGGAUUAUACUUUUGAUGAAGAGUAUUGGGUUGGUGUUAGUGAUGAUGCAAAGGACUUUAUUCAACGUUGUUUGACCAUCGAUAUGGAGAAACGAAUGACAGUACAUGAAGCUUUGGAACAUCCUUGGUUAGUAUCUACUCAAUUGGAAACUCGCGAUUUGUUACCCAAUGUUCGUCGUAAUUUCAAUGCUCGCAAGACUUUCAAGAGAGCCGUGGAUAUGGUGCGUCUUUCGAAUCAUCUUGGACACAAGCAUAUCAAUAACUCCACUUCUACUCGUGAUGGUACUGCACAAAAUUCGGUGGAAGGAGUUAAACCUGUGGAUGAAGGAACUGAACAUGUUUUAAAAACGGAAGAAUAGUUUAGUAUUUAUAUAUUAUAGUGUAUUUUUUUUUUUUUUUUUUACUUUUUUUU
Halteromyces radiatus is the source of this 1156-nucleotide messenger RNA. Its product is annotated as kinase-like domain-containing protein. Gene Ontology annotation, molecular function: ATP binding; calmodulin binding; calcium/calmodulin-dependent protein kinase activity. The record is from RefSeq and is a predicted model, not a curated record. The transcript is spliced from 9 exons. Gene Ontology annotation, biological process: protein phosphorylation; cellular response to oxidative stress. Bases 54 to 1103 code for a protein of 349 amino acids. Lineage: Eukaryota; Fungi; Mucoromycota; Mucoromycetes; Mucorales; Cunninghamellaceae.